GAUAGCCGACGCCAUUUUGCAACUCAUCGUUUGUGCAUUUUAACUCUAAAGUGUGUUUGUGCUAUCAAUUUUAAACAAUAAUUUACGCUCGCAGGCAAAACGUGUUGAAUAACAAUUGGGUGUUUGUGUGUACCGGCAGCAGAUCGAGUUUUGUGGCAGCAGCGCAUUAGCAGCCCGAAGAAAGCAAAGGCAUCCCGAUAGAGAGACUGAGAAUGAAGCGCGAAAUGAACGAUGCAGGGGAGGGACCACAGGACCAGAAGCGUAACCGCCGCAACGAGGAGACAGUGCGCAUACUGAUACCAAGCAGUAUUGCUGGCGCUGUGAUCGGCAAGGGAGGACAGCACAUUCAAAAGAUGAGGACUCAGUAUAAAGCCACUGUGUCUGUCGACGAUUCCCAAGGCCCCGAACGAACCAUCCAAAUCUCGGCGGAUAUCGAGUCCACUUUGGAGAUAAUCACCGAAAUGCUGAAAUAUUUUGAGGAGCGCGAUGAGGACUUUGAUGUGCGCCUACUCAUCCAUCAGAGCUUGGCCGGCUGCGUUAUCGGCAAAGGUGGACAAAAGAUCAAGGAGAUACGCGAUCGCAUUGGAUGUCGCUUCCUCAAGGUCUUCUCAAAUGUGGCGCCCCAGAGCACGGAUCGUGUGGUGCAGACCGUGGGCAAGCAGAGCCAGGUCAUCGAUGCGGUGCGCGAGGUGAUCACUCUCACGCGGGACACGCCCAUUAAGGGCGCCAUACACAACUAUGACCCCAUGAACUUUGACCGCGUCUACGCGGAUGAAUAUGGCGGCUAUGGCACUGGCAGCGGCAGCACCCGGCCGAGUCAGCGCGGAAACAAUCGCAAUGGCGGUGGUGCUGGCGGUGCUGCAGGUGGAGCUGCCGGCGGUGGCAAUGGCGGCGGCGGCGGCUUUGGUGCUGGCGGUGCACGUGGCAAUGCCGGUGGCCGGGGCGGCGCUGAUCGCUUUGGUGGAGGCGCCGCUGGCGGAGCUACUGCUGGUGCUGGCAUGGGACAGCGGGACAAUCCGUUCAUCAAUCCCUGGGCCAAUGGCGGCGGCGGUGAUGUCGACGGUUUCGGCAACACGGGUGGCGGUGCAGGAGGAUUUGCGGGCAACAGCUUUGGUGGUGGAGCUGGCGGACCCUUUGGUGGCGGCAGCUUUGGCAACAACGGUUUCGGAGGCGCUGGACCCACAGACUUUGGCGGUAACUCUGGCAACUUUGGCCAGACCCAAGGAGCCACGGGACUGCCAAGUCUGGGUAGCUUUACCCAAAGCCAGGGCGGCACCAGUGGGCUGCCUAGUUUGAGCAGCUUUGGCCAGAAUACCGGAGGAGCAGGCGGCUUGGGCAAUGGCCUGGGUGGCGGAGGAAGUGCUAACAACGGCGGUGUAGGCGCCUUGGGCGGUGCUAAUGGCGCAGGCGGCUUUAAUGCCGGCGGUGGAGCCAAUGGCGGUCCGAAUGGGAGCCCGAAUGCUUCCACAAACAUACCGCAGGGCCAUGACCCCAACAACAGCACACAGGUCACCAUUCCAAAGGAGUUGGCUGGUGCCAUCAUUGGCAAGGGAGGCGGCCGCAUCCGUCGCAUUCGGAACGAGUCCAGUGCGUACAUAACCAUCGACGAGCCCCUGCCCAACUCGAACGAUCGCAUCAUCACCAUUUCGGGCACGCCCAAGCAAAUACAAAUGGCCCAGUAUCUGCUGCAACAGAGGUUGGUGUCGCAAUCAGACUAAGAACGUACACGAGAAUGGCAGGCGAAACAUUUAAGUGGGCAACGCAACUUGGAGCAGCAACAAACACGGGAAUAUAGAGCAACACCCACAACAAUAACCAUCGGGAUGUGCUGCUGCGUUUCACGUUUAAAAUUAAAUUUAC
Messenger RNA from Drosophila kikkawai, 1860 nucleotides. RefSeq names its product Heterogeneous nuclear ribonucleoprotein K (gene HnRNP-K). The record is from RefSeq and is a predicted model, not a curated record. Gene Ontology annotation, cellular component: cytoplasm; nucleus. Gene Ontology annotation, molecular function: mRNA binding. Lineage: Eukaryota; Metazoa; Arthropoda; Insecta; Diptera; Drosophilidae. Gene Ontology annotation, biological process: regulation of transcription by RNA polymerase II; regulation of mRNA splicing, via spliceosome.